Molecule: messenger RNA, 3526 nt
Organism: Pangasianodon hypophthalmus (striped catfish)
Lineage: Eukaryota; Metazoa; Chordata; Actinopteri; Siluriformes; Pangasiidae
Gene: pfkfb3
Product: 6-phosphofructo-2-kinase/fructose-2,6-biphosphatase 3
Exons: 16
Coding region: 543-2150 (535 amino acids)
Biological process (GO): fructose 2,6-bisphosphate metabolic process; fructose metabolic process
Cellular component (GO): cytosol
Molecular function (GO): fructose-2,6-bisphosphate 2-phosphatase activity; ATP binding; 6-phosphofructo-2-kinase activity
Source: RefSeq, a predicted model, not a curated record
GAACAGCGACGAGAACGGUUAUGAGAAAACAUUUUUUAAAGCUUGAUAUUGAGAAAAAAUAAAUAAAACCAGGAUAAAACGUCCUUAUCAGAUUUCAUAACUCGUCGCUAACGCUAAGCAAGUUUCGCUAUAAGGGUUGCUAUGGUGAUGUGAACGGCUUCUCAACGAUCCAACAAGAAGCUGCGCGUGAGUAUGAGCUGCAGCCAAUCACACUGCAGGAGGCGGGGUUUGUUUGCCGGUAGAAGAAAUGACGCCACGCAGAACGUCACGAGGGCGUAAAGCGCUUUAAAAACGCACCUGCCGGUUCACGCGCUUCAGUGCGAGCAAGACAGAGGUUUAAGAUGCUGUUUUAAGUAAGAAGAAGAAGAAGAAAAAGAAAAAGAAGACGAAGAAGAAACGACUUCUCUAGCAGUGUUUUAAAUAGGGCGGCUUAGAUAAUAAGGUAAUACAGUUUAGCUUUCUUUUUCGUUUUCUGUUAGAUAACAGGACUUGCCGAAAGCUCGAAUAGCUGCGUUUCUCUCUCGCUGAAAUUUCUACAAGAGAUGACAAGAGAACUAACACAGACUAGAAUCCAGAAGAUCUGGGUUCCAUCCAGGGAGGAGAAACCCACAGUGCCUCCUAAAUCUGGUGGAGGUCCUAAUCUGGCCAACUCCCCCUUGGUCAUAGUGAUGGUCGGUCUACCUGCCAGGGGCAAAACAUACAUGUCAAGGAAACUCACUCGCUACCUCAACUGGAUCGGCAUCCCUACCAAAGUCUUCAACGUUGGUGAGUAUCGCAGAGAGACAGUAAAGAACUACAGCUCAUAUGACUUCUUCAAAUCAGACAACAAAGAAGCAGUCAAAAUAAGAGAACAAUGUGCCUUAACUGCUCUCCAAGAUGUCAAGAUGUACCUCACUGAGCUGGGUGGUCAAGUUGCAGUUUUUGAUGCCACAAACACAACCAGAGAAAGAAGAGACAUGAUUCUGGAGUUUGGUGCAGAGAACAGCUUCAAGAUCUUCUUCAUUGAGUCUGUUUGUGAUGACCCAAACGUCAUUGCUACCAACAUCAUGGAAGUGAAGGUCUCCUGUCCUGACUACCAAGACUGCAACAAAACCGAUGCUGUGGAAGAUUUUCAGAAGAGGAUCGAGUGUUACAGAAUAAACUAUCAGCCUCUGGACCCUGAUGAUUAUGACAGGAACUUGUCCUUUAUCAAGGUGAUCGACGUUGGCCGCAGAUUCCUAGUAAACUGCAUUCAGGAUCACAUUCAGAGCCGCAUAGUCUAUUAUCUAAUGAACAUCCAUGUCCAACCACGCUCCAUCUACCUGUGUAGACAUGGUGAGAGUCAGCACAACCUGCAGGGCCGCCUGGGAGGAGACUCAGGCCUCUCUACUCGUGGUAGAAAGUUCGCUGGAGCUCUGGCCAAGUUUGUCGGGGAGCAGAAUCUUAAGAACCUGAAGGUAUGGACAAGCCAGCUAAGGAGAAGCAUUCAGACUGCUGAGGCGCUGAACGUGCCGUAUGAGCAGUGGAAAGCCCUGAACGAGAUCGAUGCAGGUGUGUGCGAAGAGAUGACAUAUGAAGAAAUGCGGGAGCGAUACCCUGAAGAGUUCGCUCUCAGAGAUCAGGACAAGUAUUAUUACCGCUACCCCUCUGGGGAGUCCUACCAGGACCUGGUGCAGCGGGUGGAGCCUGUUAUCAUGGAGCUCGAGAGGCAGGAGAACGUUCUAGUCGUCUGUCACCAAGCUGUCAUGCGCUGCCUCCUUGCCUACUUCCUAGACAAGAGUGCUGAUGAGAUGCCGUACCUGAAGUGUCCACUCCACACCAUAUUGAAGCUGACCCCAGUGGCCUAUGGAUGUAAAGUGGAGUCUAUCUCGUUAAACAUUGAAGCAGUAAACACACACCGGGAAAGACCUGAGGAGAUGAAGAGAAGUCAAGGCACUCUGAUUAGGAGGAACAGUGUGACUCCUCUGACGAGUCAUGAACCCACUAAGAAGCCUCGUAUCGAUAGCCUGGACGAUACAGCCAUCCGUGACCUCACUCCAGCACCAAUGAGCUUCUGUGCUAGUGCAAAUAACUCCCUUGCACUGUCCACACAGCACUGGCUUGGCCUAGCUUGUCUACGCACCAUAUUCCACUACCUGACAGUCAUGACUGUGUUGCUGUUUCAGAGGUAAUAUUGGUGCCUCUGGUGCUGAUUAGAAAAGCUGCCUGCUUUUAUUUCAGUGACUUGACAAUGAUUUCAGAUUGUAAUAUUUGCUGGGUGCUCAAAAUAUUAGGUCACCUGAGAGCAGAUACCCACAGCUUUUUACUGUUGCAACCUCAUAUGACCCUGGCCUUGGUAUAUUCUGUGCACUUGCCUCUCCCUUCAACCUACAAAUUAGAUUACACUGUAGGCUGAAGGGAGGGGCAAGUGCACAGAGUUUACCAAACAAUUAAAUCAUUUAUAACCUACACAGAAUCUUAAUGUUAAAGGGGUCAACAUUAGACUUGUUUUAAGGACACCCUAGCACAUAGAAAAACAUGGUUCCUGGAACGUGAGAACAUUGAUGCAAUGUACUGUACUGCUUUUUUUUUUCAGCAUUGUCACUUCUAUUAGUAUUAAUAUGCAUUCGCCAUCCACUUUAUCAGGAACACCUGUACACCUUCUCAUUCAUACAAUUAAUUAUCCAAUGGGGAGUCGAAUGACUUGGAAAAUUGGAAAAAGACCAGGCACUGAUUUUUCAAUCUGUCCAGUUUCAGUGAGCCUGUGCCCACUGUAGCCUCAGAUUCCUGUUCUUGGCUGACAGGGGUGGAACCCGCCAUGCUGUUGUAGUCUAUCUGCCUCAAUGUUGUGAUGUGUUUAUGCUGAGAUGCUUUUCUGCUCACCACGGUUGCAAAAGAGUGAUUAUUUGAGUUACUGUAGCUAUCCUAUCAGCUCAGACCAGUUUGGCCAUUCUGCUCUGACCUCUCUCAUCAACAAGGCAUUUCCACCCUCAGAGCUGCCACUCACUGAAUGUUUUUGUUUUCUGCACCAUUCUGUGUAAUCUCUGUACACUGUGCCUGAAAAUCCCAGAACAGCAGUUUCUGAAAUACUCAAACUAGCCGGUCCGGCAUUCAGAAUCAUGCCACGGUCAAAGUCACAGAGAUCAUAUUUUUCUAUUCUGAUAUUUGAUAUGAACAUUAGCUAAAGCUCUUGACCUGUAUCUGCAUGAUUUUAUGCAUUAUUCAGCUUCCACAUUAUUCUGCUUUCACAUAAUUGCAUGAAUGAGCAGGGGUACAGGUAUGUUACAACUGUUAUUAUUAGCUUAAUUUUUAUAUGGCCAUUUAUUGGUGUCUUUAUGGUAGCUGUGCUGUACCUCUGUGGUAUAUUAACACUAGAUGUAAGAAUAUUUUCCAAACCUGAUUGAGGGAUUAAGAUCAGGGCUAUAGCAAAGGCUUCUUAACUAGUUAUUUAUGUUAUUGUACUACGUCUUUCAUGAUUUGUUGUAAUUUUUUCAUAGAUUCAUAGAUUCUUCAUCAUCAUCAUUAUAAUUGUUAUUAUUAAUCAAAGUCAAACUGUUUGUUGUCCUUG